AGACGUUAUAUCAGUUAUAAGUAGUACUUUAAAAGCUCUUGACAAUUAACCAAACUUCAGUUGCCUUUGUAAUUGAGGCGGAGUAUUGUGGCUUGUUUUCCUUGCCGAGUCCUAUUCAUUCCAGCGAAACACUGUUGAACUUUACUAGGAUUACAAUUGAACUAUACUAGGUAUGUCUUUCCAGGACCUGGGGCUGGACCCCAGGCUCCUUAGGGCCUUGGGGAAACGCGGAUUCACAAAACCUACACCAGUGCAGCUUGAAGCAAUCCCACGUACAUUGGAGGGAAAGGAUGUGGUGGCGCGAGCACGCACCGGCAGCGGCAAGACCCUUGCAUACCUGCUACCAACUUUGCACAAGAUAUUGUCAUCAGACAAUGUGGGCGGCAGCUUUAGAGCAAUCAUCCUUGUCCCGACGCGAGAGCUCUGCCAGCAGGUGGCUCAGGAGGCUAGGGACACAGCGGAGCUCUGCGGAGCAGGCAUCACGGCCACGGCGCUGAUUGAGGAGGGCGGGCCAGCGCUGAAGCGCGCUGUCGGCCGGGCGGGACAGAUCGUGGUGUCCACUCCGGGCAAGAUCGCCACGGUGCUGCGCGAUGGCCUGCUGCCCCCCUCGCAGCUGUCCAAGUGGCUGGCGGUGCUGGUGCUGGACGAGGCGGAUCUGCUGCUGUCGUACGGGUACGAGGAGGACAUACAGCUGCUGGCACCGGAGGUUCCCCGCUCCUGCCAGUGCAUCCUCAUGUCAGCCACCGUGAGCCCCGACGUGGAGCGGCUGCAGAAGCUGGUGCUGCACAACCCAAUCAGCCUCAACCUCACGCAGGGGGGGGCGGGGGCGGGAGCAGCGGGGGGCGAGGGGGCGGAGGCGCGUGACGGCGGCAGCCUGGCCUCCGGGUCGGGAGUGUCGGCGGACAUCAAGCACUUUUACAUCCAGUGUCCCCGCCCCGACAAGCUGCUGCACGUGCUGGCGCUGCUGCGACUGGGUCUGGUGCGCAAGAAGGCGCUCAUCUUUGUCAACACCGUGGACGAGGGCGUGCGGCUGCGUUUAUUCCUGGAGGCCUUUGGUGUGCGGCCGGCGCUGCUGAACUCGGAGCUGCCCCUCAACUCGCGCUCGCACAUCCUGGCCUCCUUCAACCGCGGCCUCUUCGACUACCUGAUCGCGACGGAUGAUGUGUAUGCGCCCGCACAUGACGCGGCGCAGCAGGCGGGCGGCAAGAAGAAGAAGAAGAAGGGGGAGAAGGGGGGCGCGGAGGCGGGGAAGGGCGGCGCGAGGAAGGAUGCGGAGUUUGGAGUGACGCGCGGGAUUGACUUCAAGGGCGUGCGGACGGUGAUCAACUACGACCCGCCGUCCAGCCUGCAGGGCUACGUGCACAGAGUGGGGCGGACAGGUCGCGCCGGCGAGAGCGGCACCGCCAUCUCCUUCUUCUCCCCCGCCGCCCCCGAGGAGUCCCUCCGCGAGCAGCUGGCCGACUUCCUGCAGCACGCCGCCAGCGCCAGCCAGGCGGGGCAGCAGGCGGCGGAGGCAGCGGCGCGGGAGCCGGGCUUCCGAGCGGAGGGUGAGGACGAGGAUGAGGAGCAGGAUGAGGAGGAGGACAGCGAGGAUGAGGCGGCGGGUGCGGGUGUGUGUGCGGAGGCAGGCGAGGGCGGGCAGCAGCAGCGGCGGCGCAAGGGCAAGGGUGCGGCUGCUGCUGCGUUCCGUCCGUACGGCCGUCUGAGUCGCGCGCAGGUGGAGGCGCUGCGGUACCGCGGGGAGGACGUGGCGCGCGGGAUCACCCGGUCGGUGGUGCGGGAGGCGCGGGCCAAGGAGCUCAAGAACGAGCUGCUCAACAGCGAGCGGCUGAAGGAGUAUUUCGAGGACCACGCGGCGGAGAAGGCGCUGCUGCGGCACGACAAGCCCCUCGCCGCCGCGCCCGCCGCCGCCCACCUGAAACACCUGCCCGCCUACCUCAAGGACCCCGCCCUCAUCACGGAGCGCUCCGAAACCGGCAACAAGGGCCGCGCGCCGCUGCCGGCGUCCAAGAAGCGCCGACUGCAUGCGGGCAUGGCCAAGGGCCCCGCAGGGGACCCGCUGAAGGCCCUGGGGUCGGGUGCGGGAGCGGGAGCGGGUGCGGGGGCGCCCAGUGGCAGUGUGUUUGUGCGCGCGCCGAAGAAGGGUGCCAGCCACCUGAAUGAGGAGUUGACGGAGAUGGAGAAGCGGGCGAUGGAGGCGGGCAAGGCGGAGGCGAAGAAGAGGCGGAAGCUGGAG
Messenger RNA from Astrephomene gubernaculifera, 2236 nucleotides. Lineage: Eukaryota; Viridiplantae; Chlorophyta; Chlorophyceae; Chlamydomonadales; Astrephomenaceae. The record is from the annotation of a GenBank genome assembly.